Yamadazyma jaroonii is the source of this 768-nucleotide messenger RNA. Lineage: Eukaryota; Fungi; Ascomycota; Pichiomycetes; Serinales; Debaryomycetaceae. The record is from the annotation of a GenBank genome assembly.
AUGGUAAGAACUAAUAGAGAGAUCUUAACUGGGGGUAAGAAAUAUAUCCAGAGACAACAGAAAAAAUUCGGGGUAGAUGAAGUUGUUUUUGAUAAAGAUUCACGUCAAGAAUAUUUAACUGGUUUCCAUAAACGUAAAGUUCAAAGACAAAAGAAAGCUCAAGAAUAUAUCAAAGAACAAGAUAGAAUAGCUAGGGUUGAAGAAAGAAAGAGAUUAAGAGAAGAAAGGAAGAAAGAUUUGGAAACUCAAUUGAAACAAUUCAAUAGUAAUGUUCUUCAAGUUUCCAGUGAUGAUGAUGAAGAUUGGGAUGGUUUUGGAGGUGAUAAAGAUGACAGUGAAGCAGAAAAAUCUGAAGAAGAAGAACAAGAACAAAAUUCAAUUGUCAAUGAAGUAUAUCAUGUUGAACCUGAAAUAGUAGAAGAAUCUCAAGCUAUAAUAGAUGAUGAUACUACAGUUACAAUUGAAGCUGUAGAUAAUCCCCUUAUGACCAAUAUUCAAGAUCUUCAAGAAAAAGCCAAAGCUAAUAACGUUGAUUUAAGCAGAGCUCAAGAAGUUUUACAACAAUCAAUUAAGAGAGCCCAAAAUUAUGCUAUAACAGUUAAUGGUAAAGAUAACAAUAAAGAUAAAGAUAGAAGAAAGAAGAAAUUCAGAUAUUUAACCAAAACUGAAAGACGAGACAAAGUCAGAAAGGAAAGAUCAAAGAAUAAGCCUAAGAAAGAUAAGAAGACCGACAAGAAGACAGAUAAAAAAUCCAAAUCAAGGAAAUAA